Molecule: messenger RNA, 6078 nt
Organism: Caretta caretta (loggerhead turtle)
Lineage: Eukaryota; Metazoa; Chordata; Testudines; Cheloniidae
Gene: PTPRK
Product: protein tyrosine phosphatase receptor type K
Biological process (GO): protein dephosphorylation
Cellular component (GO): membrane
Molecular function (GO): protein binding; protein tyrosine phosphatase activity
Source: RefSeq, a predicted model, not a curated record
CCCACAUUCCCUGUGCCCGGCGCUGGGAGCCGGAGGGGUUGACGUGCGCGCGCGGCUCCUCCCUCCCCUCUCGCAGAGCGGCAGCAAAGUAACUCUGGAGUUACGGGGAGCAGCCGCUGCCGAGCGUGGAAGCGCCGGGCUGGUGCUGCCCUCGGGGUGGUUCGGGGGCGGGCCCGAGGGCCGCGGAGGAGGAGGCGGUGGCUGCAGCUGGGUGAGGGGUUCCCGGCGAGCCCUGCCCGCGGAGCGUGCCGCUCGGGGCCAGCCCGCCUCUCUUCCCCAAACUUCUCCAAACUCGCCAUGGAGCCGAGAGCCGGAGCCGCCGCUUGGCUGCCGCUGCUCGUCCUGCUGGCCGGCCCGUCGCCGGCCCAGCUCGGAACAGCCCGAGCCCAGUUCGCGGCAGGGGGAUGCACUUUUGAUGAUGGCCUGGGGCCCUGUGAUUACCAUCAAGACCUAUAUGAUGACUUUGAUUGGGUACAUGUCAGCGCUCAAGAACCUCACUAUUUGCCACCUGAGAUGCCUCAAGGAUCAUGCAUGAUAGUGGAUUCCUCAGACCAUGAUCCUGGAGAAAAGGCUCGACUUCAACUUCCUACGAUGAAGGAAAAUGACACUCACUGCAUUGAUUUCAGUUACCUUUUAUAUAGCAAGAGUGGAGCGAACCCUGGAACCUUGAACAUCUUAGUUAGGGUGAACAAGGGACCUCUUGCUAAUCCCAUUUGGAAUGUGACAGGCUCUACUGGCAAGGACUGGCUUCGAGCUGAGCUGGCUGUCAGCACCUUCUGGCCAAAUGAAUAUCAGGUAAUAUUUGAAGCUGAAGUCUCAGAUGGGAGAAAUGGCUACAUUGCCAUUGAUGACAUCCAGGUUCUGAGUUACCCUUGUGAUAAAUCUCCACAUUUCUUGAGGCUGGGGGAUGUAGAGGUCAAUGCAGGACAGAAUGCUACAUUUCAAUGCAUUGCUACAGGGAGGGAUGCAGUGAAUAACAAGUUAUGGCUGCAGAGACGGAAUGGAGAAGAUAUUCCAGUCGCCCAAACUAAAAAUAUCAAUCACAGAAGAUUUGCUGCUACCUUCAAGUUGCGAGAGGUGACAAAAACUGAUCAGGAUUUAUAUCGCUGUGUAACUCAGUCAGAGAGAGGCUCUGGAGUGUCCAAUUUUGCUCAACUUAUUGUGAGAGAACCACCUCGACCAAUAGCACCCCCCCAGUUACUUGGUGUUGGGCCUACAUAUUUGCUGAUUCAGCUGAAUGCUAAUUCCAUAAUUGGUGAUGGGCCUAUAAUUCUGAAAGAAGUGGAGUACCGGAUGACAUCUGGGACCUGGACAGAAACCCAUGCUGUAAAUGCACCAACUUAUAAGCUAUGGCACUUAGACCCAGACACUGAGUAUGAGAUUCGUGUCCUCCUUACCAGGCCAGGAGAAGGAGGAACAGGCCAGCCAGGACCACCGCUUAUCACCAGAACCAAAUGUGCAGAGCCUAUGAGAACACCAAAAACGCUGAAGAUUGCUGAGAUCCAGGCCAGACACAUUGCAGUGGAUUGGGAGUCUCUGGGUUACAAUAUUACUCGAUGUCACACUUUCAAUGUAACUAUUUGCUACCACUACUUCCGUGGUCACAAUGAGAACAAAGCGGACUGCUUGGAUAUGGACCCCAAAGCACCCCAGCAUGUGGUGGAUCACCUGCCUCCUUACACAAAUGUCAGCCUCAAAAUGAUCCUAACUAAUCCUGAAGGGAGAAAGGAGAGUGAGGAGACCAUUAUUCAAACAGAUGAAGAUGUGCCUGGCCCUGUACCUGCAAAAUCACUAAAAGGGACCCCAUUUGAAGACAAGAUCUUCCUGAACUGGAAAGAACCUUUGGAUCCAAAUGGCAUCAUUACGCAGUAUGAGGUCAGCUAUAGCAGUAUAAGGUCAUUUGAUCCUGCUGUCCUAGUGGCGGGACCCCCACAGACUGUAUCAAAGGUCUGGAAUAGUACACACCAUGUGUUUUCACAUCUGCACCCUGGUACUACCUACAAAUUCUUUAUACGUGCCAGCACAGUCAAAGGGUUUGGACCAGCGACAGCAAUCAAUGUAACAACCAACAUCUCAGCUCCCACUUUACCGGACUAUGAAGGAGUUGACGCAUCUCUCAAUGAAACUGCCACUACCAUAACUGUACUGUUGAGACCAGCUCAAGCCAAAGGUGCUCCUAUCAGUGCUUACCAGAUUGUUGUUGAGGAGCUGCAUCCACACCGAACAAAGCGAGAAACAGGCACGAUGGAGUGCUACCAAGUCCCAGUCACGUACCAAAAUGCUCUAAGCGGAGGCUCACCAUAUUACUUUGCUGCUGAAUUGCCCCCUGGUAACCUUCCUGAACCAGCCCCUUUCACUGUUGGUGACAAUAGAACGUACCAAGGCUUUUGGAACCCACCCCUGGCUCCUCGGAAAGGCUACAAUAUCUAUUUCCAAGCCAUGAGCAGUGUUGAGAAGGAAACUAAAACUCAGUGUGUUCGAAUAGCUACGAAAGCAGCAGCAACAGAAGAACCAGAGGUGAUUCCAGACCCAGCCAAGCAGACAGAUCGAGUGGUGAAAAUAGCAGGAAUAAGUGCUGGAAUUCUGGUAUUCAUCCUCCUCCUCCUAGUUGUCAUAUUAAUUGUCAAAAAAAGGAGGAGCUACUAUUCUUACUCCUACUAUCUCAAACUUGCUAAGAAACGCAAGGAUGCCAUGGGGAACACCAGACAAGAAAUGACACAUAUGGUGAACGCGAUGGAUAGGAGUUAUGCUGAUCAGAGCACCCUUCAUGCAGAGGAUCCCCUCUCAGUCACAUUUAUGGACUCUCAUAACUUCAGCCCCAGAUUGCCCAAUGAUCCACUUGUGCCGACUGCUGUGUUAGUGCCUAUUACCGAUGAGAAUCACAGUGCAACAGCUGAGUCCAGUCGCCUGCUGGAUGUCCCUCGCUACCUUUGUGAAGGAACAGAGUCCCCUUACCAGACUGGACAGCUGCAUCCGGCCAUCAGAGUAGCUGAUUUGCUACAACAUAUUAACCUCAUGAAGACAUCUGAUAGCUAUGGUUUUAAAGAGGAAUAUGAGAGUUUCUUUGAGGGACAGUCAGCAUCUUGGGAUGUCGCUAAAAAGGAUCAAAACAGAACAAAGAACCGAUAUGGAAACAUUAUAGCAUAUGACCACUCCAGAGUGAUUUUGCAACCUGUUGAGGAUGAUCCUUCUUCAGAUUACAUUAAUGCCAACUAUAUAGAUAUUUGGCUGUACAGGGAUGGCUAUCAAAGACCAAGUCACUACAUUGCAACCCAAGGUCCAGUCCAUGAAACAGUGUACGAUUUCUGGAGAAUGAUAUGGCAGGAACAGUCAGCUUGUGUUGUGAUGGUUACAAAUUUAGUUGAAGUUGGACGGGUCAAGUGCUAUAAGUACUGGCCUGAUGACACCGAAGUUUAUGGGGACUUCAAAGUGACUUGUGUGGAAAUGGAGCCACUUGCGGAGUACGUAGUCAGGACAUUCACCCUUGAAAGGAGAGGUUACAAUGAAAUCCGUGAACUUAAACAGUUCCAUUUCACAGGCUGGCCAGAUCAUGGAGUUCCUUACAAUGCCACAGGCCUCCUUUCAUUUAUACGUCGAGUCAAAUUGUCUAACCCUCCUAGUGCUGGGCCUGUUGUUGUACAUUGCAGGUGUGUAGAAAAGAGUGCUGGUGCUGGACGAACUGGCUGUUACAUUGUGAUUGACAUCAUGCUAGACAUGGCAGAAAGGGAAGGUGUUGUGGACAUCUACAAUUGUGUCAAAGCCUUACGGUCACGUCGCAUCAACAUGGUACAAACAGAGGAGCAGUACAUCUUUAUUCAUGACGCAAUUCUGGAAGCUUGCUUAUGUGGAGAAACUGCCAUCCCUGUCUGUGAAUUCAAAGCUGCAUAUUUUGAUAUGAUUAGAAUAGACUCUCAGACAAACUCUUCACAUCUCAAAGAUGAAUUUCAGACCCUGAAUUCUGUGACCCCUCGGCUGCAAGCUGAAGAUUGCAGCAUAGCCUGCUUGCCAAGGAAUCAUGACAAGAAUCGCUUCAUGGAUAUGCUGCCACCUGACAGAUGUCUGCCUUUCUUAAUUACUAUUGAUGGGGAGAGCAGCAACUAUAUCAAUGCUGCUCUUAUGGAUAGCUACAGGCAACCAGCUGCUUUCAUUGUCACACAACAUCCUUUGCCAAACACUGUGAAAGAUUUCUGGAGAUUAGUGUAUGACUAUGGCUGUACCUCUGUUGUAAUGUUAAAUGAAGUUGAUUUAGCACAGGGCUGUCCACAGUAUUGGCCUGAAGAAGGAAUGCUGAGAUAUGGUCCUAUUCAAGUGGAAUGCAUGUCUUGUUCAAUGGAUUGUGAUGUAAUAAACAGAAUUUUCAGGAUAUGCAAUCUAACAAGACCGCAGGAAGGCUAUCUGAUGGUGCAGCAAUUCCAGUAUUUGGGAUGGGCCUCUCACAGAGACAUUCCAGGCUCCAAGAGAUCAUUUUUGAAGUUAAUUCUUCAGGUUGAAAAAUGGCAAGAGGAAUGUGAAGAAGGGGAAGGCCGAACUAUCAUUCACUGUCUGAAUGGUGGUGGUCGGAGUGGAAUGUUCUGUGCUAUAGGCAUAGUUGUGGAAAUGGUCAAAAGACAAAAUGUUGUUGAUGUUUUCCACGCAGUAAAGACGUUACGGAAUAGUAAGCCAAACAUGGUAGAAACCCCGGAGCAAUAUCGUUUCUGCUAUGAUGUCGCUUUGGAGUACCUUGAAUCAUCUUAGUUGGAAUGGAUGUGACAAAGCGCACCAAGUAUAUGAAGCUCAGUAAACUGUUUUGACAACAGUUGUUCAACCUGUGAAGAGAGAUUUUAGUGAGGGGGACUUUUAAAAUUUAAAUGCAAAAGUAUUUUUCUUAUGAAGUUGUGGAUCUAAAUAAAAGAACUCAAUCUGUUUCUAUGCCUGUAUACAGUAUCAGCAUUUAGUGUCUCAAAAAUAAAUUUAAUGAAAUCCAGAGUCAGAAGAGAUUUGCUCAAAUUAGGACUUUUCAGUGUUUGUAUAUACAGCCAUCUUUCAAUUACAGUAGAGCCACCAUCUGUUGCAUGUACCAAUAUUUCCUAAAUGGUAUUAUUUUUCCUUUUGACAAAUCGUUGAAGUAAAACAAAACUGUGCUGAUUGAUCAUAAAAUUCAUUCUUUAUACAUUUCAAGUGUUGCAACUCUAUAUAACUGGCUUAUUUUGUUUUAAUGUGCAAUGAUGGCUGGAUCACAUAAAGUUCUUUAUAGAGAAACUUCAACAUAAGCCAAAGACUCAAGUGUAAAUAUGUCGAUAUGGAGAAAGCACAUUGUAUUUAUUAUUUACUUGCAUUCCUUUUUUGAUGGCUGAAAAAACAAUCAUUUUUCUUGAAGAAAGCUUUUUUUGCUGAAAUCAAGUGUAAACGAUUUUUGUAGUUUAUUUUUUGUAUGUUUUAGUGUAAGUAGAAGACACUUUUUAUGCAUAGAUGAAGAAACAUUGGUAUAGUGAUUUUGUUGUGUACAUGCUUGUGAAUUAAAUCCAUGUAAACAACUCAGUUAUAGAAGGUCUUUAACUACAGGACCAAAAUCAAAUCAUUUUGUUGACGAUGUAUAGUUUUUCACAGUUGCAUUAGUUAAAUAUUGAUCAAAGGAAUAUAUAAGGAAACCGCACACAUUAAAAUGGCCUUGCUUAUGACUUGCACAAUGUUGGAAGUAGUUUCUAAGCACCGUUUAGUUUUAGGGGAACAAAUUAUUCAACAAUGCUUGAAGCACAGGUCAAGAGAGGAGGACAAAAUAUAUCCUUUCAGGGUAAGAAACGUUUGUUUAGCAAAUUGUAAAAUUAAGUGAUGUUUAUUUUGAUGUUUACAGACAUGUAAGCUUUGGCCUCUGACAAAGCAAAAUUUGAAUAAAUCAAUGCCAGAUUCUGGUUAUGGUCUUGGUGUACAAAACAGCCAUGAGUUUUUACUUAGUUCUUCAUCCACAGUUAAUAAGUCUUGACAUUUUGCUAGCUAAUAUCGUUCCAGUCUCCAGUUGUUUUUGGAAUUGACAGAAAAUGGCAAGGUGCUUAUAAAUACUAAUGUAAAGUAAGAGUGAAUUAAACAACUUUUAUAAAAAUA